Molecule: messenger RNA, 1118 nt
Organism: Hipposideros armiger (great roundleaf bat)
Lineage: Eukaryota; Metazoa; Chordata; Mammalia; Chiroptera; Hipposideridae
Gene: NME5
Product: NME/NM23 family member 5
Exons: 5
Coding region: 483-1061 (192 amino acids)
Biological process (GO): CTP biosynthetic process; GTP biosynthetic process; negative regulation of oxidative stress-induced intrinsic apoptotic signaling pathway
Cellular component (GO): cilium
Molecular function (GO): nucleoside diphosphate kinase activity
Source: RefSeq, a predicted model, not a curated record
ACCCCACUAGGGUUGGACUCGGAAUAUGCGGUGCAGCCGGGAGAGGUCCGGGGACUUAGGGAUCCUACUUUCCAACCAGACCUGACCCUCUGCUUAGUAGUCCGGACGGGACGGGGCCGUUCAACCUGCAGCUGGAGAAUCGCGGAGAGAUUACAACCUGUUUCCUGCUGCUACCUUUUAGAGUUUGCGCCAGUCCCAGGCCUUCGGAUUGCUCUGUGACUUCUCCACCUUGAUGAAGAUGUUUAGGAAAACCCAAGCUACGAUUUAGCCGCAGAAUAGAAAUCGUAUUACAGUCAUACUUUAUUUUAUUGUGCUUUGAGCUUUAUGCGAUUCACAGGUAUUGGCGUGUUUUACAAACUGAAGGCGAGACCCUCCACCAGCAAAAAGAUAACGACUCGUUUACUGCGAUCGAGACAGAACCUGCUAUAUUUCCGAGUUGAUACCUGUCAAGAAUCUCUUAAAUUGUACCCUGAAAACCCACAAUGGAGUUGUCGAUGCCCCCACCUCAGAUAUAUGUAGAAAAAACUCUGGCCAUUAUCAAACCAGAUAUUGUUGACAAAGAGGAGGAGAUACAAGAUAUUAUUCUCAGAUCUGGAUUCACCAUUGUUCAGAGAAGAAAACUACAUCUCAGCCCUGAGCAAUGUAGUAACUUUUAUGUGGAAGAGUAUGGGAAAAUGUUUUUCCCUAAUUUAACAGCCUACAUGAGUUCUGGACCACUUGUUGCUAUGAUAUUAGCUAGACAUAAAGCCAUCUCUUACUGGAAAGAACUUUUGGGACCAAGUAAUAGCUUAGUAGCUAAGGAGACACACCCAGACAGUCUAAGAGCAGUUUAUGGCACAGAUGACCUAAGGAAUGCACUUCAUGGGAGUAAUGAUUUUGUUGCAGCAGAAAGAGAAAUUCGAUUCAUGUUUCCUAGAGUGAUUAUUGAGCCCAUUCCAGUUGGACAAGCUGCUAAGGACUAUUUAAAUUUAUAUGUAACACCAACUCUACUUGAAGGACUUACAGAGCUUUGUAAGCAAAAACCAGCAGAUCCUUAUGUAAGAAAUCUUUAUUCAUGCUAAAGAAUAUUGUCUAUGGUUGUCAUGUAUGUAAAAUUCUUAGUCAAAGUAUCUGGUGCA